AUGGCCACAGCCCAGGGACUACCUGGAGCCAUCGAACUCUUCCUGAAGCUGGAAGAGGCAAUGAAUGGACUCUUCCCUAGAGCUAUCAAAGGUAGUACACUCCCCUUUGACACCUUGCUUCCUGACUCCCAGCCUUCAGAUCUGUGUUUCAAAAUUCCUCUCCUGGGGCUGACAGAGGAUCCAGAGCUGCAGCUCCUCAUCUUUAGCCUGUUCCUGACCCUGUACCUGGUCACUGUCCUUGGAAACCUGCUCAUCGUCCUGGCUGUCAGCUCUGACUCCCACCUGCACUCUCCCAUGUACUUCUCUCUCUCCAAUCUGUCCUUUACUGACAUCUGGGUAAACACAAUCACCAUCCCAAAGAUGCUGGUGAACAUCCACACACAGAAUCAGAGCAUCACUUACACAGGCUGCCUCAGCCAUGUUUACUUUUUCAUCAUUUUUACUGAUUUGGAACAUUUUCUUCUUCCAGCAAUGGCCUAUGACCAUUAUGUAGCCAUUUGUCACCCUCUGAGGUACACGUUCAGCAUGAACCGCUGUUUCUGUGGUCUGCUGAUUGUACUUUCCUUGUCCAUUAGUAUGGUGAAUGCCCUGCUCCACAGUCUGAUGGUUUUGCAGCUUUCCUUCUGCAUAGACCUGGAAACCCUUCACUUCUUCUGUGAACUUGCUCAGGUCCUCAAGCUCGCCUGUUCUAGCACCCUCAUCAACAACAUCUUGAUAUAUUUGGCGGCUUGCGUAUUGGCUGGAAUUCCUCUCUCUGGGAUCAUAUACUCUUACACUCAGAUUAUCUCCUCUGUUUUGAGAAUAUCAUCAGUUGGUGGCAAGUAUAAUGCUUUUUCCACCUGUGGGUCUCACCUCUCAGUUGUUUCUUUAUUCUAUGGGACAAGCUUGGGUGUGUACAUCUGUUCUGAAUCUACACCUUCUUCCAAGAAGACAGAAAUAGCCUCAGUGAUGUACAUUGUGGUCCCUCAAAUGAUGAAUCCUUUUAUCUACAGCCUGAGGAACAGAGACAUACAGCUAAGCUUGAGAAAAAUCAUUGGCAGGAAACCUUCUUUUUAG
Messenger RNA from Orycteropus afer afer, 1056 nucleotides. NCBI's taxonomy places the organism in Eukaryota, Metazoa, Chordata, Mammalia, Tubulidentata, Orycteropodidae. The record is from RefSeq and is a predicted model, not a curated record.